Molecule: messenger RNA, 2591 nt
Organism: Seriola dumerili (greater amberjack)
Lineage: Eukaryota; Metazoa; Chordata; Actinopteri; Carangiformes; Carangidae
Gene: pomt1
Product: protein O-mannosyltransferase 1
Exons: 20
Coding region: 239-2401 (720 amino acids)
Biological process (GO): protein O-linked glycosylation via mannose
Cellular component (GO): endoplasmic reticulum; membrane
Molecular function (GO): dolichyl-phosphate-mannose-protein mannosyltransferase activity
Source: RefSeq, a predicted model, not a curated record
UGAAAAGGAGAAGGAAACAGGCAAAAGCGAGUAAGAAAAAAAGGAAAAAGAAGAAGAUCGAGCGUCUCGAUGAGCAGACAGAACUAACCGCACACCGAACACAUCGAGCGGCCGCUGCUGCAAACAAACCGGGGAAACCGUGAAGAGCCGCCGGCUAACGGAAGGGCUGAUCCCGGCAGCUUACCGACAGGAUGGUCGGUCUACAGUUGAUGAAGUGACGUGACCAGACCAGGGCGUCAUGGUGCUGCAGCUCCCCCUGGUGGUGACAGCUCAGGUGGACCUGGUCCUGCUGCUCGUCUCCCUGCUGGCCCUCUGGACCAGACUGAGCCACCUCAGUUACCCCAACGCUGUGGUGUUUGAUGAAGUGUAUUAUGGUCAAUUUGUGUCUCUCUACAUGAAGAGAGUUUUCUUCAUUGAUGACAGUGGGCCACCGCUCGGUCACAUGAUCCUGGCCCUUGGAGCCUACCUGGGAGGAUUUGAUGGAAACUUUGUGUGGAACAGAAUCGGAGCAGAGUAUCCCAGCAGUGUGAGUGUGUGGAGUCUGCGGUUGCUGCCGGCGGUGUGUGGAGCUCUCUGUGUUCCUCUGGUUUACCUGUUGACUCUGGAGCUGAGGUUCUCUCACCUAUCGGCUCUGGGAGCUGCAGUGCUGCUGCUGCUGGAGAACUCUCUGAUCGUCCAAUCACGGUUCAUGUUACUGGAGUCUGUCCUCAUCUUCUUCGUGCUGUUGGCCUUCUUCUCCUACCUGCGUUUCCACAACGCUCCUAACAGCUCCUGGUCCAGGUACAGCUGGCUGCUGGUCUGCGGAGCAUCCUGUGCUGCAGCCGUCGGGAUCAAGUACAUGGGUGUGUUCUCCUACCUGCUGCUGCUGGGCGUGGCCUCUCUGCACACCUGGAACCUGAUUGGAGACCGAACUGUCAGUCAUCUCAGUGUGUGUGUACAGUGUGUGUGUAGGUUUGUGUGUCUGCUGGUGGUUCCUGUCCUCCUCUAUGUAUUCUGGUUCUACGUUCACCUGAGUGUCCUGAACCGCAGCGGACCACAUGACCAACUGAUGAGCUCCGCCUUCCAGGCCAGUCUGCAGGGUGGUCUCUCCAGAAUCACUCAGGGUCAGCCUCUGGAAGUCGCCUAUGGCAGUCAGGUGACUUUAAGAAGCUCCGCCUCCCAGCCAAUCCCCUGCUGGCUCCACUCGCACAAAGCCAACUACCCAAUCAGGUAUGAAAAUGGGCGGGGCAGCUCCCACCAGCAGCAGGUCACUUGUUAUCCCUUCAAAGAUGUCAACAACUGGUGGAUCAUCAAAGACCCAGGCAGACAGAAGCUGGUGGUCGGCAGUCCUCCUCGACCUGUCCGUCAUGGUGACGUCAUCCAGCUGGUUCAUGGGAUGACCUCGCGCUUUCUUAACAGUCACGACGUUGCAGCUCCCAUGAGUCCUCACGCACAGGAAGUCUCAGGUUACAUCGACUUCAACGUUUCCAUGGCGGCUCAGAACCUGUGGAGAGUGGAUAUCUCUAACAGGGAGGCAGAGUCAGAGGUGUGGAAGACAAUCCUAUCUGAGGUUCGAUUGGUCCACGUCAACACCUCGGCUGUCCUCAAGCUGAGUGGUGUGUCUCUUCCAGACUGGGGUUUCCGUCAGUUGGAGGUUGUAGCAGAGAAACUGUUUAAAGGUCACAGCAGCAGUUUGGGCUGGACAGUGGAGGAACACCGAUAUGGAACCAGUCAGGAGCAGAAGGAGAGGGAGGCGGAGCUUCAUUCUCCGACUCACAUCGAUGUUGACAGAAAAUUUUCCUUCUGGGCAAAAUUUUUAGAGCUACAGUGGAAGAUGCUGACAGUGAAACAGGAAGACUCCGAACACAAAUACAGCUCCUCCCCCUUAGAGUGGAUCACCAUGGAAACCAACAUCGCAUACUGGCUGCACUCGUCCACCAACGCUCAGAUCCAUCUGAUUGGUAACCCGGUGUCGUGGGGCGUGGCCAACCUCAGCCUGCUGGCCUAUCAGCUGCUGGCAGCUGUCUACCUGGUGAGGAGGAGACGGGGCUUCAAAGACCUACCUGAUGGUGCGUGGGGGCAGUUUGUGUGUCUGGGGGGUGUGUGUGUUGGGGGCUGGCUCGUGAACUUCGUUCCCUUCCUGCUGAUGGAGAAAACUCUCUUCCUGUAUCACUACCUGCCCGCUCUCUGCUACCUGUACCUGCUGAGCCCCGCCCUGCUGGAGCACGCACACACACACCUGCUCAGCAGUGUGACACACCAGCGAGCGCUGUGUUUAUGUGUGUCGGCCGUGCUGUUGUCGGUCUUCCUGUCGUAUCGAACCUUCUGCCCUCUGACCUACGGCAGCCCCGAGCUCUCGGCCAAUCAGCUGCAAGGACUCAGGUGGAGAGACACCUGGGACAUCCUGUACCGCCGCCGCUAGAGACAGGGAGACAGACUGGUGACAGACAAGUGUCUCUCCUUGGAGCGGGUGUGUUUAAUUUCCUCAUCAUGAUGAGGCAAACUGAGGUCCUCGGACCACAGCGUGAAGCCCCUCCCCCUGGUGAUUGACAGGUGACAUGCAGAUUUAAUGUUUCAAUGUAAAAGUACAAAAUAAAAACUCAACAGUGAAA